AUGAACCUCGACGAAUUGAGAUCCUUCCUCGAUGCAACGAACGUAAGCGAGAAGGAGUGCAUGAAGCGACUGCAGGAAGCGCGUGCUUGGAUGACCAGUCCAGGGCACGACAAGUUGCAGACGACCGACGUGAUUGACCUGUACAACGCAAGCCGAAAGUGCGCCAUGCAUGACACGAACAAGCAAGUCGCGUAUCAAAUACGCUCGUUGGCGUGCAUGCUGCUCAAGCGGUUGGUGGGACCAAGUAUUUCCGAGUCGCUGGACCUGCUUCGGUGCUUUGCGCGGACAGGACAUGUCCUUCGUGGCGCAUCCGUUUCGUCGCAUGUGAUUGCAUCCCCCGAAGUCUGCUUUUCGGAGGCGAUUGCGAUUUAUCGCUCCAUGGGAUUGAAUCAUUUGUCCAAAACGAAAAGCGGGGUCGAGCUCGAAGAGAUCUGCGAAGACAUUUGGGAUGCGUUCGAAGGCCACUUGUCCUGUAUCACGUCCGUGGCCGACAUGGUGCAAGAUAUCCACGACCUCAGGAUGUUCAUGCCAUACCUGCCGCAAAACACGACCAAGUUUGUCAAAUUGGUCAUGAAUCUUGCGGAAAGUCACCGCUUGCGUGAUGCGAGGGACGCGGAAGCGACCCUAUUGGGAAUUGCCUUGGAAUUGAUCGAAACGUUGGACAACAUCAAGAAAAAAUCAUCCCUCCGACGAACUGCAUUGGUGUGCUUGGUGGACGUGUACAUUGACAUGGAAAUGUUGGACCGAGCUGAGACAUGCUGGACAUUGCUCAUGUCCCCUGAAACACCACAAGGCUUGCAGAGUGGCGUGAAGUUACACUUGAAGUCACGAGCAUUCCCCCGAGCCCUGAGCUUAGUGGAGCAAUUACAAGAGCAUGACAACUACGAGUUGGCAUGUGAGGCCACUCGAAUGUACUCUGCGACUGUGGGCUAUCACGAUGGCACUGUGUUUCCGUUGUGGGAAACGUUGAAAGUGAACUUUCCAGCCAACGCCAUUCAAAUUGACAUGGAAUUGGCGACCGAGUUGGCGUUUUCAGAACAUCAACACCUUCGCGAGAAGUCGUGCUCCAUCACCGCCCGCCUUGCAGAGCAGUGGCCCCAGUUUGCGCCGGAUCAACUGUCGCAGUUGAAGAAAGUUAUACACGACGCAUCCUGCAAUGCCACCAACUACGACCUGAGCGAGGAAUUGUUUCGAUGGACAGAGGUCGCCCUCGUUAUAUCGCGCACACCUGCCGAACGUGUAGUGUGCAAACGAAUCAUGUCGCUUGCAAAGCUACGACUGGGCGACUUUGCCAUGGCGUUGCAAUUGGCAACGGAAGCGCUGAACGAGGAAAUGUCAAAGAAGAGUAUCUUUGCUUGCUUUCGAGUGCUAGUGAGCUGCGACGAUGCAUCGAGCAGUGCUACCUCGGUGGAAGAAACCCUUGUCCGGCUCAUCGAAUGCGACGACUUUGACAUUUACGACAUGGUUGCGUUUGGGCGAGAGGCGCACCAAGCGAAAAACCAUGCAAGUGUCCUCCAAGUGUGUGAAACGCUGGCCAAAUUGCUGUCGGAACGCAUAUGUGCCACCAACGAGUUACCCCAGUUGGAAGUGGGCGUGCUGUACCAAAACAUGGCCCAGCUCAACAACAGCCUCUGUGAAGGCGACGAACGCCAGCCGAUUUCAAAAUUCAUGACGUACCUGGACGACCUAUUAGCCCUGGCAGAGAGAAUUGAACCCAGCCAGGUUGAAAAGUCGUUUGGACCCCCUGAAGUGCUCGAAUGGUUUUUUGGCGUCUGCCACAACAUCGGAGUAAACACCCAAAAUUGGAGAUGUUUCAAGCAGGCAGCCCAAGUCGCCGCUACAGCCACAAAACUGUUUCCUACGACCAAGUUGCAAGGGCGAGACGAAAAGUGCUGGGUUGCGGCAAUCUGUUUACGCAUGAAAGCCAUUGACACGCUGUCAAACGAGGAUCUGGUGGAGGUGGAAUCGUUGCUUGCCAGGCAACUAAGUCAAGACAAAACCCAUACGUCAAAGAUUCAAGACUAUUUGGCGACGUCCAUGUUUAUCGUUAAAAUCAAGACGGAUGACUUUCGCACAACGGAUUUCCUAGAGUGCUACACUGCAAAAUUGGAGCAAACGUCGAUGAAAUAUCGUGAAUUGGGAGACUAUGUUUUCACGACGUCGACGAAUUCAACGACCAAGGCUUCAACCAUCGCUUUGCGUUCAAUAUCAAGCCACUUGUACAAGUUUUCUUUGCAAUUGGAGUUGCAGCAAAAACAUGUUGAAUCGCGGGCAGUGCUGUACGCGUUGAAGAAACUCGUGGCCCUCGCCCAGUCAAAGGAAGAAGGGUGUGAAUGGCUCGAACACGUUGUGCAAAUCAGCUCCACCAUCGACAUUGUCCUGCUCGACGACGACAUUGAGUGGUUUAUGGCCAAAGCUUGGAAUUUUGGAGUGUCGUGCUUCAGAAAUCAAGAGCUUAAAAGUGCCCAAGGAUUCAUGUCCAUGGCGUUCAAACUGCUCGGAAUGUCAACUUCCCGCACCCUUGGCAAAGCCUACCACGAUACUCUUCAAAGUCAAUACGCCCAAUUGUUGACCCUCAUGCAGGAGCAACACCAGCACGAAUAG
Messenger RNA from Aphanomyces astaci, 2604 nucleotides. RefSeq lists its product as hypothetical. The transcript has 13 exons. NCBI's taxonomy places the organism in Eukaryota, Oomycota, Saprolegniomycetes, Saprolegniales, Verrucalvaceae. The record is from RefSeq and is a predicted model, not a curated record. Bases 1 to 2604 code for a protein of 867 amino acids. Gene Ontology annotation, biological process: regulation of synaptonemal complex assembly.